Molecule: messenger RNA, 1750 nt
Organism: Castor canadensis (American beaver)
Lineage: Eukaryota; Metazoa; Chordata; Mammalia; Rodentia; Castoridae
Gene: Cdk2ap1
Product: cyclin dependent kinase 2 associated protein 1
Cellular component (GO): cytoplasm; nucleus
Source: RefSeq, a predicted model, not a curated record
GCCCCUGCGCCGCGCGCCCGAUGUAUGGGUGAUAUACUGCGGCGGUGUCAGGGUGAGGGACGGCCAUAUUUGCCGGUGCGGCCCGAGCCGUCAACAACAAAAAGUACGCGGGCGCUCGGGGGCGCUCGGACGGGCGCGGGGACGCGGGGCCCGCCGCGCCACCGCCCGGCCUCGCCGCCGCCGCCGCCACCCUCGCGGCCUGGCCCGGCUGCGCCCGGCGCGCCCGGCGCUCGGGGGGAUGUCUUACAAGCCGAACUUGACCGCGCACAUGCCCGCCGCCGCCCUCAACGCCGCUGGAAGUGUCCACUCGCCUUCCACCAGCAUGGCAACGCCCUCUCAGUAUCGCCAGUUGCUGAGUGACUAUGGACCACCAUCGCUAGGCUACACCCAGGGAACUGGGAAUAGCCAGGUGCCCCAAAGCAAGUAUGCAGAGCUGCUGGCCAUCAUCGAAGAGUUGGGGAAAGAGAUCAGACCCACCUACGCGGGGAGCAAGAGCGCCAUGGAGAGACUGAAAAGAGGCAUCAUCCACGCCCGAGGACUGGUUCGGGAGUGCUUGGCCGAGACAGAACGGAAUGCCAGAUCCUAGCCUCCUCCUCGGCCGGGAGGGUCCUGUCUUUCCACAAGCUCCCCUCCUGUUCCUUUUCCAAAUGGUAACAGUUUAGUUUUUUUUCCCAUGGUUCACUAGGCUCCAAACCUCGUCCCAAAGAUUGAGAAGAUUCUGCAGUUAAUUAGGGUUUGCAUUUUAAGUCGUUAGGAAUGACCCAGGGCUUUUUAAACAUUGAUUUAAAAGAUGCACGUGAAGUUAUUUUGCAGCAAACUGUUUGCUUCCAAGAUCCCAGUGUCUCCCUUUCGUCUUUUCUUCUGAAUACGUUUAUGUCACCCAGGUUGUUUUGUUCUUUUCCAUAAACUCCUACGACGCCAAGGACUUUGUUUCCCGGUGUGUUCUGACCGACAGCACGUUCUACUUAGUAGCUGCUCCCGUUUGCCAUAGUGUAGGUUCUGCUUACUGCAGCUUUUUUGUUUAAGCUUUUGCAUGACUCUUAGUGCUUUAAAGUCAAACUUAAAAAUUGACAAGUUAUAAAUACAGAAGGAAGAGCACCCCACCAAACCUAAACCAGCACCCUGAACAUUUUCAUGCUAAGACUGCAGAUUUCAGUCCCACAUGUCCUAUAAGCUAUCGAAACAUCGGGAAGAGAACGACUAAAACUGUUAGCACCUUUGUACGUAUUUAUUACUUGAUGUAAUAAAGCUUAUUUUCAUUAACAAUUUGUAUUAGAUGUGGGUUCCUUGAGCUCUGAAGAGCCGUUUAGAGCAGCCCCUCUGGGGGAGGCUGGAAAGACCUGUCAGGGAUUUUCCCACCUGUCCCAGUACCAUUUUUUGUGAUGUCAUUAGCUCAGUGGGCUGGGAAGAGGGCAUGCAUAGGCCACAGGCGGAGGUAGCAUGAAGGUGUACUUUAUCUGCAGCAAGUCUAAAUGUGUGGGAGGAAAGACAAUAAGGAAAAUAGUAGAAUCUGUGUAACUGACUUGGUGGGUUCCUAGUGCCCCUGCCUGCCAUUCGUUGGCAGGUGGUUACCCUUAUCCGGAGAGCUGGAAGAGUCUGCUUUUCAUAUAAUGUUAGUAACUGCAGCUACUUCAGCUGGUGCUCACGGGAAGAAGCACCCCACGCUGGAGCCAGAGCAAGGUGCACUGGUUGUAUUGAGACCUCCUGUGCUGGCCUCUAAGGGUGUCUCCCAUGAGGAUUCUGAGUUGGU